Molecule: messenger RNA, 1551 nt
Organism: Rhodofomes roseus
Lineage: Eukaryota; Fungi; Basidiomycota; Agaricomycetes; Polyporales; Fomitopsidaceae
Product: kinase-like domain-containing protein
Exons: 3
Coding region: 188-1384 (398 amino acids)
Biological process (GO): protein phosphorylation; intracellular signal transduction
Cellular component (GO): cytoplasm
Molecular function (GO): ATP binding; protein serine/threonine kinase activity
Source: RefSeq, a predicted model, not a curated record
ACUGCUUUGUUGUUCGGUUUACCAUUGCUCCUCCGCGGAUGGAGUCAACCACACAUGGGACAAACGAUGGGCCGUCACAAUCCUGACCGGCGCAUCCACUAUGCUCAGCGGCCAGCCUAGGCCGCGGGUAUAGCAGGAGUCGAUAUGAGGUCCGCAUACAUCCAUCCGCUGCUACGAGCCGACGAAGAUGCCUCGAAAACACAUAAAAGGGACGGGUUUUCGCCAUUGUUCGCCAUUACUUUCGUCUUCGCAUCAGCAUCCGCACACUCAGUUACAGAGUUGCAUAUACUUCACGAUGCUUGUUGUACUUCCUGACUUCACUGGCAUAACCCUCGACGCUGGUCGUCUCGAGCUGCUCCAAUCCGUGGGCGCUGGCGCCUACGGCGAGGUGUACCUCGCCAUUGAUCAUGAAGCCUCGGCCUCCUCCCUGGUCCCUGUCCGGCGUGCGGUCAAGAUCGUGCCGAAGGCUGGUCCUUCGAAGCGCGACACGCAGCGCCAGCGACGGGAGAUCACGAUCCAACGACUCGUCUCGGACGUGCCCGGCGUCCUCGAGUUGCUCGAUGUCAUCGAAGACGACGCGUACUUCUACCUCGUGUCGGACUAUCGCGACUGCGAUUUGUUCGGCCUCAUUGUCGAGGGCGUCCCUUUCGAGAGCAACGACGAGCGGAUCCGGUCGGUCUUCGUGCAGAUUCUGGAUGCGGUACACGGGUGUCACCAAAAAAGGGUGUAUCACUGUGACCUUAAGCCAGAAAACAUCCUCUGCACGGCCGACGGGAAGGAGAUCGUUCUGGCCGACUUCGGGAUGGCGACGCCUCUGGCGCGAAGCUACUCCCGCGGCCGUGGUACGGGCUCCUAUAUGAGUCCUGAGUGUCUUGAUUCCGCUACUGGGCCGUACUCCACCAAACAUGCGGAUAUCUGGGCAUUGGGGAGGAUCCUCAUCGACCUCAUCACGGGCUGUAGCCACCCCUGGUCAGAGGCCUCGCUCGACGAUCCCGACUUCAGGGAGUUCCUCGAGGAUGAGCAGUACCUCGAGAACGAGUUCGGCAUCUCGAGCGGAGCCGCGGACCUCCUGAAGCGGAUAUUCAGGCUGAACCCCAUUGCGCGCCCCAGCCUUGCGCAGAUACGCAACAACGUCCUCCGCCUUGACACGUUCUUUGCCGUGUCCGAGUGGGACGACGAAGACGACGAGUCAUUCCACUCCACCUCCACGCCUGAGGACAGCAUCGCCGUUGUCGGUACCCCCGGCAACGACACCGCGAUUGCUCCUGGCUUCGUCGUUUCCAAAAAGUACGCUGGACCCCUCCUGCUGCCAGCACUGGCAAGGGAGGCCUCUGACGAUGAAUUCGCGCUCGGCUUCCAUGACGGGCUGGAGAUGCUUAUAUGAGAGCAACUCCCCUAGUCAUGCGAACACGAAAAAUAGGGCGCGACGUUGCCGCCGCCUACCGUCAGCUGGACAGUCGCGGGUCGACAAAGUCACAAAAGAGAGAGAGGAGGAGGGCGCUUAUUCACGGUACAUAGUGCCAAUGGACAUUACGGACAUAUGCCUUGGAC